AAAACUCUGUUCAUACCAAAUGGCCACAGCAACCAAGGCGAGUAAAAAUUUCUACAGACUAUUUGUGGGUAAUUUACCUUGGACAGUUAGUCAUCAACAAUUAAAAGUGUAUUUCAAAGAUUUUGGACGUGUGAUCAACGCCAAUGUUAUUUUUGACAAAAAGACCGGUAUGUCAAGAGGUUAUGGAUUUGUUACUGUGAAUAGUUUGAAAGCCGUAGAAAAAAUUGAAAACGAACAAAAGCACGUCUUGGAAGGCAAUUAUUUGAAUAUACAGAAAACAUAAACACAAAGAGCAAUAUUUAACAUUGCCAGCAUUUAGUUUGAUAAGUGAAAAUAAUUAAAAGAAAAUAUAAUAUAAAUAAAAUAAAAGCAGAGAAUA
Messenger RNA from Lucilia sericata (common green bottle fly), 379 nucleotides. It is a transcript of the gene SLIRP1, whose product is annotated as 28 kDa ribonucleoprotein, chloroplastic. Bases 20 to 283 code for a protein of 87 amino acids. The transcript has a single exon. Gene Ontology annotation, molecular function: RNA binding. The record is from RefSeq and is a predicted model, not a curated record. NCBI's taxonomy places the organism in Eukaryota, Metazoa, Arthropoda, Insecta, Diptera, Calliphoridae.